Colletotrichum lupini is the source of this 594-nucleotide messenger RNA. RefSeq lists its product as uncharacterized. The transcript is spliced from 3 exons. Gene Ontology annotation, biological process: autophagy; autophagosome assembly. The record is from RefSeq and is a predicted model, not a curated record. Gene Ontology annotation, cellular component: phagophore assembly site. The coding region runs from base 1 to 594 and encodes 197 amino acids. NCBI's taxonomy places the organism in Eukaryota, Fungi, Ascomycota, Sordariomycetes, Glomerellales, Glomerellaceae.
AUGCAGCAGAGCAGCGCUCCAGAGUUCAUUCUCGAGGCCUUUGCGGACCCGGCCUCCGUACGGGAUGUCGUCAAAGGAAUCCUCCACACAAUCUUCUUCCACCGCUUCUUCCCCGCCGUCGUUCCGUACACCCGCGAAGUCCUAGAUCUGACCCUCCCCUACGUCGACGACGUCGAGCUCGAGACCAUGAUCGAGCAGCGCGCCACCGCCCUCGUCCGCCAGCUCGACGCGGAGCGCUCCUCGUCCGGCUCCGGCGGCGGUGGCAGCGGCGGCGGGCGCGGCCAGCUCACCGUCCAGUUCUUUGAGAAGAAGCGUCGCAAGGCCUGGCUCAUGCGCGGCGACGAGGAGGUCUGUUGGGAAUGCUGGACCGUAAAAGUCACGGUCGCGGAGCCCAGGACGGAGACUGAGCGAGCCAAAGUCCGAAAAGCCAUGGAGACGACGCUCAUGACGACCGUCAUGAAGGUCAUCACCUUCGUCAACGCGCACAAGGAUCACAUCCCUCCGAUAACGACGCAGGGGUCGAACCCGUUUCCCUACCAGAUCAACAUUAACCAAAAGGAGUCAGGGUGGGCUACGAGGAUGGGCAUUUACUAA